UCCACUACACUCUCUGUAGUCUCUCUCCAUCCACCAACUCUUCCCUUCUUCAUCGUCGGUUUCGGAUCCCGAAGCAGCGUUAGAGGGAGAGAGAGAGAGAGAAAGAGAGAAAGAAAGGGGGCAAAGAUGGUUCGGUGCAGCAAUAACAUGAUCGGGGUGCUCAACAUCAUCACCUUCGUGCUGUCGAUCCCCAUCCUGAGCGCCGGCAUAUGGCUAGGUAGGCGCGCCACCACGGACUGCGAGAAGUUCCUGCAGGGCCCCGUCAUCGCCCUCGGCGUCUUCCUCCUUCUGGUCUCCCUCGCCGGCGUGGUCGGUGGCUGCUGCCGUAACUCCUGCCUUCUCUGGCUCUACCUCUUCGUCAUGUUCAUCCUCAUCGUCCUGCUCUUCUGCUUCACCGUCUUCGCCUUCGUCGUCACCAACAAGGGCGCCGGCGAGGCCGUCUCCGGCCGCGGGUUCAAGGAGUACCGCCUCGGCGAUUACUCCAACUGGCUCCAGAAGCGGGUCGAGAACAACAAGAACUGGAAGCGGUUCAAGAGCUGCCUCCAGGACGGCAAGGUCUGCCAGAGCCUCCAGCAGAACAACCAGACGUGGGAGCAGUUCAUCAACGAUAACCUCUCUCCCAUCCAGUCUGGAUGCUGCAAGCCUCCUACAGCUUGCAACUUCAUCUAUGUGAACGAAACCUUCUGGACUAAACCCGUUGGCUACAAUUCAUCGGAUAUUCCAGAUCCAGACUGCAACACAUGGCAGAACGACCAGUCGAUGCUCUGCUACGAUUGCCAGUCUUGCAAGGCUGGGGUCCUUGCCAACGUCAAGAACGACUGGAAGAAGGUUGCUGUUGUUAACAUCAUCUUCCUCAUCUUCCUCAUCGUCGUGUACUCUGUUGGAUGCUGUGCCUUCAGGAACAACAGGCAGGACAAUGCUUACCCGAGAUACAAACCGUACCCUUGAAGAAUUCCUCAUCGUCUUGCCUUCUGCUGCUCUAGUCCUGGUUCUUUUCUGUAUAUCCUGGUCAGUUCCUUUCCAUUGCAGGAGAGUGUUCUGAUAUACACAUUUCUUGGUUGCUGCCUGGGAUUUCAUUUUUCGUUAUCAGGUACUACUACUUGACAAGGUUUUCACUACCUUGAUCUUCUGGUUUUAGGUUGGACAUAUGGAUUGCUGUUGAGAACUAUUGCUUAUUUCAGAGUUGACUAUGUGAUAAUCUUUUACUUUUAGCCA
Molecule: messenger RNA, 1215 nt
Organism: Musa acuminata subsp. malaccensis (wild Malaysian banana)
Lineage: Eukaryota; Viridiplantae; Streptophyta; Magnoliopsida; Zingiberales; Musaceae
Product: tetraspanin-7
Biological process (GO): auxin-activated signaling pathway
Cellular component (GO): plasma membrane; plasmodesma
Source: RefSeq, a predicted model, not a curated record